AGUAGCAGCUCGGCCCUAGACUGUACAGAAGCGAAGUUGAAGGCUGGGCGCGGAUAACAGAACGCUAUGGUUAAAAGGGACGUAGAACAAUUAAAUUGACAUUUUAGCUACAUAUAAUAGUUACUGGAAAUCUGUUUUGAAUAAUACAACAUUUUUAAAUCAACCAUUUUUUCCCUCUUCGGUUGAAAGGCCUUUUUUUGGGAGUCUAAUCGCCACAGUCUCUGCGUACCGACCCGCUACCAGUCAGUCUUGCUCUACGUGAAACAUUUUCAUCUGGGCAGAAGAGGAUUUUUCCUUCUCGUCUGCGUGUUGGAUAUCAGACGGAUUUGAUCGGAAUAUAUAUUUAAAACAAGUUGGAUCAUCAAUUUUGCUAAAUCGUUUAGCUAAAUGAGUAUAAUCUUCGUGGUUAUCUCUCCGAUCAGAUGUCAGAAAUCCAUAUGACAGUACCAGCCACACAAAAAAUAUAUGACUGUGUCUAGUUAUCUAACGUUAGUUGGCCUUUAGGAAAUGUAAGGUUACUUUAGCUGCGUUUCAUGGAUUUGUAAAAUCCUAUCAUAAACAGCGUGCUAGAUAGUUGUUUUGAAGUGUAUAUAUAUAUAUAUAUCUAUUCUUUCUUUCGUGAAUGCUGGUUUGCUUGUUAGUUAUGAAAAGGUUAACGUCUGAUGGCUGACUGUAGGUAACGUUACUGUAGCCCAGUACAGAGGAGACUCGGAUGUCGAAAUAAAACGUUUUGGCAAUCAAAAACAAUAGCUAGCUGGGUCCUAAAGUAGACAGACAACGUUAGCUAUUUUCAUAGCUCAUCAAUUGUUGCAAUAUUGAUGUUAGCUUGUGAUUUUUAAAAUAUAUUUUUUAAUCAUUUUUUGUUUGUUUGUUGUUGCACUGUCUGGGACCUAAAUGACUGUUUGGACAAUCAAGGUUAGAUAAAAAAUCAUGAAUAUCAACUGUUAAACCUAGAAGACAUUUAUUCAUCCAUCGUAUUUGAUUUGGACUAUGUUAGAUUAUUAGAUAGUCCGGGCGAAUGUGCUCGUCUAGCUCACAGAUUGAAAGGGGUGAAAUAAGGAGAACUUCUUGGAGAAACCGCCCGUCCCAAUUAAUCCCACCAGCCAUGGCAGUCCUGGGCCGAAUGUCGGGGCUGGCGCCGGGGCUGGCACUGGGGCUGUACGGCAUCCUGCUCCUCAGUCCCGUCGCUGCUGCCCAGAGUGAGGAGCGUGAGUGUGCCUUCAAUGACCAGCAGCAGCAGUAUGAGGAGCAGCGUGUGGGAGCAGUGGGAGGAGCAGUGGGAGGAGCAGUGGGAGGAGCAGGAGACUGGCCUAUGACCAGAGAGAAUACUACUAUACGCUGCAGUAAGGGCUCUCGAUGCUAUGGCCUGUGGGAGAAGACUAGAGACGGAGAGAUACACCUGGUCAAACAGGGAUGCUGGACUCACAUCGGGGACCAGCAGGAGUGCCAUGACGACCGUUGCGUGGUUACCACCACUCCGUCUCAGAUCCAGAACGGGACGUAUAGGUUCUGCUGCUGUAGCACCAACAUGUGUAACGUCAACUUCACCGAGGACUUCCCCCCGCCCAGCCCCACCUCUGCACAGCUAUACCCACGGCCGCUGUACCGCGAGGAGACCAUCGUGAUCGCCCUGGCGUCUGUCUCCAUAGUAGCGGUGCUGAUCGUGGCGCUGUUCUUCGGGUACCGCAUGCUGAGUGGAGACAGGAAACAGGGACUACACAACAUGGACAUGAUGGAGGCCGCAGCCUCAGAACCCAGCCUCGACCUGGACAGCCUUAAACUACUAGAGCUGAUUGGUCGAGGGCGAUAUGGCUCCGUGUAUAAGGGUUCUCUAGACGAGCGUACCGUGGCGGUCAAGAUGUUCACCUACCAGAACCGGCAGAACUUUGUCAACGAGCGAGCCAUCUACCGUGUCCCCCUGCUGGAGCACGAUAACAUCGCACGCUUCAUCGUAGGAGACGAGAGACUCACAGCCGAUGGACGCGUGGAGUACCUACUGGUCAUGGAAUAUUACCCUCAUGGUUCUCUGUGUCAGUACCUGAGUCUGCAGACAGGAGACUGGGUCAGCUGUUGUCGCCUCACACACUCUGUCACACGGGGGCUGGCCUACCUGCACACUGAGCUGCUGAGAGGAGACAUCUACAAGCCAGCCGUAUCUCACAGAGACCUGAAUAGCAGGAAUGUUCUAGUAAAGAACGAUGGGACGUGUGUGAUCAGUGACUUUGGUCUGUCCAUGAAGCUGACAGGGAACCGCCUGGUCAGACCUGGAGAGGAGGAGAACGCUGCCAUCAGCGAGGUGGGUACAGUCCGAUACAUGGCCCCAGAGGUUCUGGAAGGGGCGGUGAACCUGAGGGACUGUGAGUCGGCUCUGAAGCAGGUGGACAUGUACGCCCUGGGGCUCAUCUACUGGGAGACCUUCAUGAGGUGUACUGAUCUCUUCCCAGGUGAGGCGGUGCCCGACUACCAGAUGGCGUUCCAGGCCGAGGCAGGGAACCACCCCUCCUUUGAGGACAUGCAGGUCCUGGUGUCCAGAGAGAAAGAGAGACCCAAGUUCCCCGAGGCCUGGAAAGAGAACAGUCUGGCGGUGCGGUCCCUGAAGGAGACCAUGGAGGACUGUUGGGACCAGGAUGCUGAGGCCAGGCUGACCGCUCAGUGUUCAGAGGAGCGCAUGGCUGAACUACUGCUGAUCUGGGACAGGACCAAGUCUGUCAGCCCCACGGUUAACCCUAUGACCACCACACUGCAGAACGAGAGGAACCUGUCCCACAGCCGCAGGGGUCCUAAAGUCAGCCCCUACCCAGACUACUCCUCCUCCUCCUACAUCGAGGACCACGAGGGCCACACGGUGAAGAACCUUCCUGGGGGGGACACCUCUGUAUCGGGUACCUCCUCCGUCGGCGUCCUGGGUGGAACCAGCAGUGUACCCGCAGGCCCAGAGAAGAACCGAAACUCCAUCAACGCCGAGCGUCAGCAGGCUCAGGCCCGUCUGCCCAGCCCGGAGAGCAGCGGCGCCAGCCUCUCCACACCCAACACGGUCAUGACCACCAUCUCUGAGUCGGGUCAAGGGGAGGACUCAUCCGGCCCACUAGGUGGCACUGUGCUGGGGCUGGUGGUGCCGGUGUGUCUGCAGCUGACCCAGGAGGACUUGGAGACCACCAAGCUGGACCCUAAAGAGGUUGACAAGAACCUGAAGGAGUCUUCUGAUGAGAACCUUAUGGAGCACAGCCAGAAACAGUUCUCUGCUCCUGACCCCCUCAGCUGUAAGUCUUCCUCCCUGCUCUAUCCCCUCAUCAAGCUGGCUGCGGAGGUGACUGGGGCCGGGCCUGGGGCCCAGGGAGGGUCUGGGACCGGGGCCAGUGGGAUGGGGGACCCUCCAGCUACUAUGUUCCCCCUGCCCAAACAGCAGAACCUCCCCAAGCGGCCCACCAGCCUACCACUCAACACCAAGGCCAAGGAGGGCUCUGGUUCCUCCAGACUGAAGUCUGGGAAACACCGGUCCAACCUGAAGCAGGUAGAGACGGGCGUGGCCAAGAUGAACACGGUCGCCCCAGCGGCAGAGCCACGCCUUGUUAACGUUACCAACAACGGGCCAACGGCCGUAGGAAACGGGGUGCGGAGUGGCGUAAGCGUCGUGGUCGUCAACGGUUACCUGAACGGGGGCGUGGCCUCUUCAACUGGAGGCGGGGCUCCUUACGGGACUACCAAUCCGGCGGGCCCUCAGGGGGAGUUGGGCGGAGCGACACCCUUGUUACAGACCCAGCUCAGUGGAGAGGACAGUAGACUCAACAUCAACUCCAGUCCUGAUGAACAUGAACCACUGUUAAGGAGAGAGCAGCCCACCGCAUGUGACCAGAGACCAACCAAUCACCUGGCGGGCCGCACCAACACUAACAACAACAACAACCGUCUGGUGAUCACAUGUCCAUCUGUAGAGGGACAGCCUGAACCCCUCACCUUUGUCCCCAUACCUAGACCUCUCUCUGUACCCAAACCCAUCUCCGUACCUAUCACUGCCCCUCUCACUGCCGAACUACCAGCCCCAGUCUCAACCCCAGUCCCAGUCUCAAACCCAGUCCCAGUCUCAACCCCAGUCCCAGUCUCAACCCCAGCCCCAGUCCCAGUCUCAACCCCAGCCCCAGUCUCAACCCCAGCCCCAGUCCCAGUCUCAACCCCAGCCCCAGUCUCAACCCCAGUCCCAGUCCCAGUCUCAACCCCAGUCUCAACCCCAGCCCCAGUCUCAACCCCAGUCCCAGUCUCAAACCCAGCCCCAGCCCCAGUCCCAGUCUCAACCCCAGUCCCAGUCUCAACCCCAGUCCCAGUCUCAACCCCAGUCCCAGUCCCAGCCCCAGUCCCAGCCCCAGUCCCAGUCUCAAACCCAGUCCCAGUCUCAACCCCAGUCCCAGCCCCAGUCCCAGUCCCAGUCCCAGUCUCAACCCCAGCCCCAGUCCCAGCCCCAGUCCCAGUCUCAACCCCAGUCCCAGUCUCAACCCCAGCCCCAGUCCCAGUCCCAGUCCCAGUCUCAACCCCAUUCCCAGUCUCAACCCCAGUCUCAGUCCCAGUCUCAACCCCAGUCCCAGUCCCAUUCUCAGCCCCAACCCCAGUCCCAUUCUCAACCUCAGCCCCAGCGGCCCUCAGACAGCCCAAACCCAGACGACCUGAGAGACCCUGCUCCCUGGACCUGUCUGGCUCCUCACACAACAGCUCUUCAGGUGAUGGUUCGUCGCUGGACGGCCAGGGAGGGUCAGGUGAGAAGAUCAAACGUCGUGUCAAGACACCGUACUCCCUGAAGAGGUGGCGCCCCUCCACCUGGGUGGUCUCCAUGGAUACGCAGGUUGGAGAGGUAAACAACAACGGAACCUGUCGCUCCAAGUCCUCCACUGCCGUCUACCUGGUAGGAGGGGGGACUACCACAGCCACCAUGACCUCUGACCCCUGUGACCCUGGCAUGACCUGCCUGUGAACCCUGACCCCUGGAGCAGGGUGUGAUAACAGGUGGGCAGUGUGUUGCAGAAAUGCCAGCUGCCUGUUUGCCAACUACACCCAGCUGGCUACUAAUCUUUAUGUGGUCGGCUACUUCAAUGACUUUAACAAAUUGAGGUGUAUCAGAUGCCACCAAAUGUGAUUUUUUAUUUUUUAGGGCAGAAUGUGUUGCCCUGACCUCCCACACCUCCAUAGCUGGCAACUUCUUUCAUUACGCUGGCUACAUUCGAUUGUCGGGAACACAUUGAGGAGAGCGUGGCCUCCUUAGGCUACGGCUGUGUCUACAAUAACACCCUAUUCCCUAUAUAGUGCACUACUUUAGACCAGAGCCGAUAUGGUCGAUAGGGUCUGUUGUGAAUAGGGUGUCAUUUGAGGCGUUGCCUACCUGUAUGACAGCAUGCUCCGGUUUCCUGAUUUCCUGGUUCAAAUUCCGUCAGAAGGAGAAGAAACGAUGUGACUGCAAGAGAAUCAAUUGUCAAGAAAGAAGCACUUAUAAAUUAUGAUAUUCUUUUCUUCUCAACUUUUUCUUUACUUUGAAGAACUUUAAAACCGAAUAUAGCUAUGCAGCAACAUUGGCUUCACUUGCUUCCAUUAUAAAUGCUGUUCCACAUAAAUCAUUGUAUGAUUGUACGUAUGGCAGUUUUUUUUUAUUUUGAAAAAUAUUGUUUUAUUGUUUUCGCACUUCAAAAAAAAAAAAAAAAGUGAUGUCAAUCAUCUAGUGACCAUGGUAACGACUGGUCUAAAAAACAUUAAGAGACAAGACAAGACUGAUCAAGCAGGAGCAGUGGGUCUUUAAGACUGGGUUAGAUGCUCAAAGUAAUGUUUAUGCAUUAGUACAUUCAGUAACGGUAUAUUUUUAUUAUUUAACUAGGCAAGUCGGUUUCAGAACAAAUUCUUAUUUACAUUGACCGCCUACACCGGGCCAAACCUGGACGACGCCGGGCCAAACCUGGACGACGCCGGGCCAAACCCAGACGACGCCGGGCCAAACCCGGACGACGCCAGGCCAAACCCGGACGACGCCGGGCCAAACCCGGACGACGCCGGGCCAAACCCAGACGACGCCGGGCCAAACCCAGACGACGCCGGGCCAAACCCAGACGACACCGGGCCAAACCCGGACGACGCCGGGCCAAACCCGGACGACGCCGGGCCAAACCCAGACGACGCCAGGCCAAACCCAGACGACGCCGGGCCAAACCCAGACGACGCCGGGCCAAACCCAGACGACGCCAGGCCAAACCCGGACGACACCGGGCCAAACCCGGACGACGCCGGGACGCCGGGCCAAACCCGGACGACGCCGGGCCAAUUGUGCGCCGCUCUAUGGGACUCCCCGGCCGGAUAUGAUACAGGCUGGAUUCGAACCAGGGACUGUAGUGCACUGAGAUGCAGUGCCUUAAACCACCGUGUAUGCUUUAGUACAUUCAAUAAUGUUUAAGUUUGUUUUUACAUCAAUCUGUAGAUCCUACGUUUUUCCAUCACAUUGUUUAAUGUCCGAUAGGCUUUAGCGUUGAAGUUUAAACCAUUUUUAAUUGUGUUGUAUUCUUUGCAGCGGUUACUUCUGUUGUUAUUAUGACAUUGUAAACAGUGCACUUAUUAUUAUCAUUAGUAGUAGCUGUCCUGCUCUCUGUCACAUGUCCCUGAAUGAGACAGCUGUCUACAAGGACAUGAGGUAUCUGCAGCUCUCUUAUAAGGACAUUAGAGAUAUCUGCAGCUCUCUACAAGGACAUUAGAGAUAUCUGCAGCUGUCUAUAAGGACAUGAGGUAUCUGCAGCUGUCUAUAAGGACAUUAGAGAUAUCUGCAGCUGUCUACAAGGACAUGAGGUAUCUGCAGCUGUCUACAAGGACAUGAGGUAUCUGCAGCUGUCUACAAGGACAUUAGAGAUAUCUGCAGCUGUCUACAAGGACAUUAGAGGUAUCUGCAGCUGUCUACAAGGACAUUAGAGAUAUCUGCAGCUGUCUACAAGGACAUUAGAGAUAUCUGCAGCUGUCUACAAGGACAUUAGAGGUAUCUGCAGCUGUCUACAAGGACAUUAGAGGUAUCUGCAGCUGUCUAUAAGGACAUGGGAUUUUGUUCUGUUACAAAAAGAAAUUAGCGACAGUUUAACGUCAGUCUACUCCGACUGACCGUUGAACUCCUCUUCAGAAGACACUCGUCAUUAUUCUAAACCUUUCACUGUUCUCUCUACCCAGUCAGUCCCCUGCCUAGCUUAAUAAACCAGACCAAUUAUUGGUAUACAGUCUGAAUCAAAGCACUGCUCGUUUCCUUACGAGCCAGAAUGUUGAAUAAAAUGACAUUUGAACUUCCGUUA
Messenger RNA from Oncorhynchus kisutch (coho salmon), 7295 nucleotides. RefSeq names its product bone morphogenetic protein receptor, type II b (serine/threonine kinase) (gene bmpr2b). The transcript is spliced from 12 exons. Gene Ontology annotation, molecular function: transforming growth factor beta receptor activity; ATP binding. Gene Ontology annotation, biological process: protein phosphorylation; cellular response to growth factor stimulus; BMP signaling pathway. The coding region runs from base 1019 to 4960 and encodes 1313 amino acids. NCBI's taxonomy places the organism in Eukaryota, Metazoa, Chordata, Actinopteri, Salmoniformes, Salmonidae. The record is from RefSeq and is a predicted model, not a curated record. Gene Ontology annotation, cellular component: plasma membrane; signaling receptor complex.